Molecule: messenger RNA, 786 nt
Organism: Monoraphidium neglectum
Lineage: Eukaryota; Viridiplantae; Chlorophyta; Chlorophyceae; Sphaeropleales; Selenastraceae
Product: short-chain dehydrogenase/reductase SDR
Exons: 6
Coding region: 1-786 (261 amino acids)
Molecular function (GO): oxidoreductase activity
Source: RefSeq, a predicted model, not a curated record
AUGCUGGCGGCCAACGGCUGGCGCGUGUUUGCGGGCGUGCGCAAUGAGGCGGCUGCGGACGAGCUCCGGGCGAUCAGCCCCCUGAUUGAGCCCAUCACGCUGGAUGUGGCAGACCCCGGCAGUGUGAACGCGGCCGCGGCCCAGGUCCGCGAGGCAGUGGGGCAGGAUGGCCUGCAGGGUCUGGUCAACAACGCAGGGUUUGGCAUCUUCGUCCCAGUGGAGUGCCUGACCGAUGAGGCGUGGGAGUCCGUGAUGAACGUUAACGUGACGGGCGUGCUGCGCUGCACGCGCGCGCUGCUGCCGCUGCUGAGGACGGGGGAGCGGCGGGGGCGUGUCGUCAACAUGAGCAGCAUCGCGGGUAGCACCUCGUUCCCUCUGUUUGGGGUGUAUGCGGCGUCGAAGCACGCGCUUGAGGCGAUGUCUGACGCGCUGCGGUUCGAGCUCGAAGAUCAGAGGAUCCCGGUCAGCAUCGUCAAGCCCGGGCCCGUCGUCACCGACAUCUGGCGCCGCGGGCGCGAGGGCAGCGCGCAGCAGCAAGUGUCCCCAGAAGCUUUCCGGCUGUACGGCGACCUGAUGGCAAAGACCACCCGGCUGACGGAGGAGAGCGAGGUGGACGGCGUGCCGGCUGACGACGUGGCAAAGGUUGUACUGCACGCGCUGACGUCACCGAGGCCGCGGUCGCGGUACUUGGUGGGCAAGACGGCGCCGAUGAUGCACGUGCUGCGGCGGCUGCUGCCCGAUGUCCUGUGGAACCCCAUGAUAUCUUCCUACUACAGGCGCAGCUGA